GGUGGAGACCAUUAUGCGGGAGAGCGGCCUUCUCACGAACGAUAGUCAAGGUCAACACACUUACGACACCGAUCAACGCGUUUUCAGGACGACUGCACACAAUUUUUCUUUUCUUCUCUCUUUUUUGCUAUCCCUUUUCUGCUAUAAAUUCCUCUGUUUCCCCAUCUUGCUUCAACUCACUCACCCAUCUUCGUACAUUCUUCUCUUCCACGAUGGCCUUCCUCAGUCUCGCCUUCAUCGUAGCUGGAAUCCUCGCCGGAGUCCUGCCAGAGCUGGCACUGGGACAGAGCUGCGCGUGUGGUCCUGGCGAGUGCUGCAGCCAGUACGGGUACUGCGGCACCACCAGCGAUUACUGCGGAACUGGUUGCCAAAAUGGGUCUUGUACCGGCUCCAACGGCGUCUCGGUCGCGGGAAUCGUCACCGACGCCUUCUUCAACGGGAUUGCCGACCAAGUUGGGCCCACCUGCCCGGCAAGGGGCUCUACACCCGCUCCGCGUUUCUUGACUCAAUUGGUUCCUUCUCUGCGUUCGGAACAAUUGGCCCAAUAUAAUAACGGAGAAUUUAGUAAGGAAUUACCCACAU
Messenger RNA from Thlaspi arvense, 582 nucleotides. The record is from the annotation of a GenBank genome assembly. Lineage: Eukaryota; Viridiplantae; Streptophyta; Magnoliopsida; Brassicales; Brassicaceae.